Molecule: messenger RNA, 3023 nt
Organism: Gaeumannomyces tritici R3-111a-1
Lineage: Eukaryota; Fungi; Ascomycota; Sordariomycetes; Magnaporthales; Magnaporthaceae
Exons: 2
Coding region: 530-2629 (699 amino acids)
Biological process (GO): chromatin remodeling
Cellular component (GO): Swr1 complex
Molecular function (GO): ATP-dependent H2AZ histone chaperone activity
Source: RefSeq, a predicted model, not a curated record
CAGCGGUCGACGGCCCGUUGGUCAAAGACUUGAGCGCACGCGUUUCAUUGCCCGCCAAGGAUCUGCUCCCACCUGCACCCACACAUCUACCGUGACUGCCCCAGCAAGACGGCGCGACAGCCAGAGGUCCCGCUCGAAAUUUCUAGCCGGCCGCGACAAGAGCUUCGUAGCCACAUGCUGCCCUGCCACUUGCCUUCUCAAGCUUUUGCUACUACUCGGUUCCCGCCUGGGGCCCACUCGACCUGGGGGACCACGCCAAACCUUGCCAGGCGCCCAGAGCCUUGCCUCAGCAAACAACCGCCAGCUAUCUGCGCACAUUCGGUCUCGAUCAGGUCCGAGGGCGCGGGCAGAUAGCCUAGACGCCGACUACCAGCAGCACCGGACCUAGCCUUUCCAAGGUACUCUCCAUUUCCUGGACACAGCUCGCUUCUGCGCCCGCCGUCUCCGCCGUCGGAUUCAGACCCUGGACGGCACACGCCCGCGCGCAACGUACCGAUGACCGAGUGACCCCCCCAGAGCGCCGCCGAAGAUGGAAAGAAAGAGGAAGAUGCCGGCAAGGGCUGCCGCCCGCGUUGAGCAGGCGUCCAAGAAGAGGACAGCCACGCCCCCAGACAAUCGCUCCGCGACGCCCGUCGCUGCUCCGCCGCCGCCCGUCGAGGAGCCCGCCGCUCCUCCACCCCAGCCUCUGCCCAAGUCCGUCCAGCCGGGCAAGCCCCUGCCUGUCGUCGACGAGCCACAACCCGAGAGCUUGCCUAGCAAACACUAUCAGUCCAUCGCAGAGAGUGGUGUUGCCGGCGAGUCUCUGCAGCGGUCGCGUCAAAAAUGGCUAAGCGAGGGUAUAUUCGAAAAGUACUGGACCAAGCCUACAAAGCGGAAAGGCGUCGUGAUCGAGGAGCCGAACAACCCGCCCAAGGACAGCAUGUCGAAGCUAGGCACCGUAACUGUCACGGUCGAGCCACACGCUUUCGAUGCCGUGAUGUACGCCGUCAAGGACCCGAAACCGCCUGCGCCGCUACCCCCUCAGCGGCCAGUGAUCCAGUAUGGGCCGUCCAACGGCACCAUGCCACCACUAUCGACGUCUACCCCCACGCCGACGGCGCCUCCGACCCCUCGCGCGGCCGGAGCACAAAGCCCCGCUCUACCAACCGCCAACGCAACCACGACGCAGUCGGCAGCCAAGCAGGACGCGGAGAGGCCUGCAUCUGCCGUCGAACCUUGCGCCCCCGAGCUGGCGGCGACCCCGGCCGUCCAGCAGGAUCCGUCACUGACGCCGGCACCAGGUACGACACAACCGGCCCCAUUACCACCAAUUGCCAGCCCAAACCCGCAAGCGCCCCCGGGCCAACCAUCAUUUCCGAGCAGACCGCCUCCCCCUCCACCCUCGGCGCUGCCUGCGGCCAAUGGAGCGCCUGCCCCUGCAGCCCACCCUCCCGGCACGGAUCCCAUCAUUGCCAUGUUGGCACACAAGGCGACCGAGGAUGAGAAUCUCCGCGACCUCAUGAAGAGGGUCGCACAAGGCCGCGCUCCCAAGGACGAACUGGAGCGCUUCCAGGCAAUCAUCGAUCAGAUCACGGCCGAGACCAAACGCCAGGGCUCGGUCCAGGGCCCGUCAGCGCACCGGCUCCUUGUCAACGGCAGGACGGUGCGGUACUUUGCCGACGAGGUUCGUGCGAUUCUAGACAUCGUCCUCACCACGAACCCGAGGCAGACAUCGGCAGAUCUUCGACCGCCAGCCAAGAGCGACCCACUCGUUGUGGACCUUGUCAAGGCCGCACUGGACGAGCCUGAGACAAGGGACAUUGUGCGACGCAUUGCCGAGGACAGGCCUCAGUUUGCAGACGCUACUGACCUCAAGUUGAUCUUGGACAAGCUGAAGCAGCGGCUCGCGGCAGGGUCGAAGGAGCAGCAGGAGACAGAUAGUCCUUCGCAAGGGCCCGCCUCUGGGGCCCCUGCCACGGUCAAGCCGAACGGGCAGGCCAACGGGACCGGUGCCGGAACCGGUGCCGGGACGGCGGCUGCCCCCCAGCAAGCGCUGAGAUCCAAGGGCCCGCCGCCAGCGCCAAAGCCCGAGAUAUCCGCGGUUGUGUUCGAAUUCGCCAACGGCACUGGGGAUCGCUACCUGUUUCCCAAGUUCAGCAUCUUGGAGACCAUUCCCAGUCCAGACGGGGUGCGGCUCAUGGCGUCGUUUCUCAUCGUCAGGAAGGGCAGCAAAUCCGAAUAUGGUGUGGACCCUACACUGGAUUACUACCAGCCAGUCACGGUCAAGCUCCAUUCGCCGUCACCAAAGAUUCUUGACCACCUACACAGAGUGGUUGCCCCGCCAGAGGAAGUGAAGAGGUAUAUGAACAACAUCAUGGACACCAUGACGCGGGCCGAGUACGUCCUACUGGCCAUGCGACUGCCGCGCGACACGGGCAAGGAUGAGAAGGAGGGCAGCUCCGAAAAGGACGCGCCUGGAAAGGCCUCGUCGGAGCCCGAAGCCGUCAAAUCUCAGCCAAUGGACGGCGUGCUUUGGACAGCUAAAGCCACCAAGCCGUCCCAGAAGCCGGUAGUCAAGGCGCCAACUGAGGAUGAACAGUACCAGAAGUUCAUUGCCUCUGUCACGCCCAUGGAGGUGGAUGAUGCAUAAUGUGCGCUGUAUGACACGACGAAGUGGUCUUGUUACUCUGAGCUUCCAGGCCAGUUUUUACGAAAAGGAAGGAGGUGCAUCACACAGUUCCCUUUUCCACCAUGAGAAGGCGUUUCAGGUUAAUUUUGGGGUUAUUUCCAUCAUGCUCCAACGAGCUCUUAGAUCCGUUUGACGGACAGCCAGGGCGGCCCUGUGUGAGGGAAUAGGCGACAGUGUCGGAAAAUCAUGGGUGCUGUUUUUUUGUUGUAUAUCUACGCAAUGUUACCUGCUAUACUCAGCGCAGCAGAUGUUUAUUACAUAGGUUACCUGCCUUUCAAUUGCUUUUGCUAUUUGUCAUGGAUAACAUUCCUCCAGACAAAACAUCCACGGUGCCCCGUUGAAUGGUUCAAAUGCC